Messenger RNA from Rotaria sordida, 417 nucleotides. The record is from the annotation of a GenBank genome assembly. NCBI's taxonomy places the organism in Eukaryota, Metazoa, Rotifera, Eurotatoria, Philodinida, Philodinidae.
AUGGAAUUUAAAACAAAUCAACAAAAAAUGUCUUUCGCUCGUAAGAAGUUUGGAGAGUUAUGCGAUGGUACCGAUGGUAAUCGAGAUUAUCUUACUGUUGGAGAAGCAGAUUAUGAUCAAAAUAAACUUUAUGAAGCCUGUACUCAAUGUCUUCAGCAAUGGCAUCAACCAACUCGAAAAUCUACUAAUCCAGUUAAUCUAUUAGAUAAAGAUGUUCAUAUACCAGAAGCAACUACAACUCUGCGUCAGCUUCUCGUAAAGUACAACCAGCAAGCAACUGCUGCUGCUGCGUUUCUUUUACCCCAACCAGCUCCUGAUCGAUUUAUACCACUUUCUGCUCGCGCCAUCAUUCAAGCUUCAUCACCACCACACCACUGUUCUACAUAUGCUAGGGAGACGAUUGAGAAAGAUAGAUAA